UGACGCACACUGAGAAAAAAGGAAAGCAAAGGGAUCAGGCGGUAGAAAUGGAGAGCGAAAAUGUUGAAGAGACAUGGCGUGGCAACAAGACAACAUAAGGGGAUAUCUGUCCACCGAAAGGUGUUCUCUGAAUAACAAAGUCAAGGUUGAGGAGUCGAGCUAACGCUAACUGUCUGGAGGAUUUUGCUUUGGCUUUUGCUUUUGGUCUUACCUCGUAAUCAUUGCGCACUCAACGUUUGUGUUGGUCUGUAUCUGCAGAGAGAAGUCUGUGGCGGAGAACCCAGUCUGACAGAAUAAAAGGGAGCUCAGUAUGAGUCGAGAUGCAUGGACAAAGAAGAGAGCCAAUGACAGUGAUGACAAUGGUUGGGCUGAAAGGGGCGGCUAUAUGGCGGCAAAGGUUUCUAAGCUGGAGGAGCAGUUCAAACUUGAUGCCCCCAGAGAGAAACAAAAGGAUGGCUCAUGCUCCAAUAUUUUUAUCGGUGUGGCCAUCUAUGUCAAUGGGUACACAGAGCCAAGUGCAGAUGAGCUACGCAGACUAAUGAUGCUGCAUGGUGGCCAGUUCCACAUGUACUACUCUCGCUGCAAGACCACCCACAUCAUUACCAAUAACUUGCCCAACAGCAAAAUUCAGGAGCUCAAAGGGGAAAAGAUCAUCAGGCCAGAGUGGAUCACCGACAGUAUCAACGCUGGGCGUCUCCUGCCGUACUUCCAGUACCAGCUGUACACUAAACAGAAAGGCCCACUCUUCCCUGGCACAACUCUGCGUCAGACGUCAGAGAUCGCAGGACCCAGCCAUGGGCUGCUUCAGCCGAGCGUCCAUCAAAAGCUUCAUCUGCCACAGGGCAGCAGUCAGCACUCUGUAGUCCACCAUGAGCAGUCCACAUCCUACUCUAUCCCUAACCCCAGCCACAGUGGACUUCACCAAGGCAAUGUCCAACCUCAGUCCAUCCAGCAAAGUUCUAGAGUUUGCUUCAUUAACCAACAACCAAGUCACUUAGCAUCUACUUACCUCAAUACAGAUCCCAGCCACAGAAGCCCUUUGCACACCCACCUGCAGUCUAACCCAAGCCCCACAAAGCACCCACAUAAGCCCCAACAGUCUACUGUUCAAACAGCUCCUUCUAAUCUUCAAAAUCAAAGAGCUAGUCGACCACAACCUCAGAACAACUCUUCUUGCAACAGUGCCCAGAGUGGCUGCAAAGAAGUGGAAUUAAAAAUAAGCAGAUUAUUACAGACCUCAUUGAAUGUGAUGAGCCAUUCCAAAAUGAAUGAAGUACAAGAUUGUGGCAAAGGAAAUCCUCUCCCGCAUGUGGUGAAGGAAGCCCAUCUGACAAAUGGACACACUCACCUCGUUAAUGGUGCCUUAAAGCCAGAGGACCUGUCUCCUGUUACAGAUGAACCCAGAGUCAAGAGUUCAGAUGAUAAACCUCACAGUCCUCCAGUACAGUUUCAGAGCAACCCUGACCCUUAUGAGUUUCCCCAUAGUCCUCCAAAACAAAAUGACCAGUCUCCUGUCUUUCUAAAGCAAUCCAGUGUACAUGGAGCCAAUGAGCAGAGACCUAAACCUCCACCACCCACCUACCAGGAGGCUAUAAAAGCCAGUGAAAGCCACCUUCUCCCAAAACAGGUCCAGCAAUCCCGUCAGGUUGAUUUGAAUCUGGAAAAGCCUUCACAUGUUCCAAUUCGACUGAACGGAAGUGACCAUAAUGCCUUUUCGUCUGACCCGGCCUCGCUUAACACAACCAACGUAACAGCCAAACCGGAUCCUCCCACUGAAAAGGCUUUCUCACCAUCUAAGUCAUCAGCUCAGCUGCUGGCACAGACAGGCGGUUUGAUCUCUGAGUUCUACUCUCACUCACGUUUACAUCAGAUCUCCACAUGGAGGUCCAGCUUUUCUGAGUAUGUCAAUGAACUGCACGGGAAGCGAAAAGCAGAGGGAGGGGCCUCCUUUCCUGGGAAAGACCGACUGAGGAAAUCUGUGGCCCAGCGUACAACGGACAGUCAAGGAACGUCGGCACCCACAAGUGUUAAAUCUUGUAUUCUUCAUGUGGACAUGGACUGUUUCUUUGUGUCCGUGGGGAUCCGACAUCGACCAGAGCUCAGAGGGAAGCCUAUAGCUGUGACCAGUAACCGUGGACAGGGCAGAGUGCCCCUGAGGCCCGGGGCCCAGCCUCAGCUGGAGCAGCAGUACUACCAGAGGAAACAUACUCAUCCUCAACCUGAAAGUGCAGAUGAGGAUCUACACAGAAGUCCUUCACAAGAGAGUCCUGACUCCCAUGCCAACGUAGUGGACCAGGCUGCUGCCACUCUCUCAAUGGCAGAGAUUGCAUCCUGCAGUUAUGAAGCUAGGCAAGCUGGUGUGAGAAACGGGAUGUUUUUUGGCAAAGCAAAACAGCUGUGUCCCUCACUGCAGUCUGUCCCAUAUGAUUUUGAGGCCUAUAAAGAGGUGGCUCUCACCAUGUAUGAGACUCUGGCUGGUUACACCCAUGACAUUGAGGCUCUAAGCUGUGACGAAGUGUUGAUUGACGGCUCUGCUCUGCUAACUGAGUUGGGCAUCAACCCGGAAGAUCUGGCUAGUGCAAUCAGAGCAGACAUCAAGGAGAAAACUGAAUGCUGUGCUUCAGUGGGCAUGGGGUCCAACAUUCUGUUGGCUCGGUUGGCGACCCGUAAGGCCAAGCCAGAUGGCCAGUACUUCUUAAAGUCUGAAGAAGUGGAUGAUUUUAUCAGAGACCUGCCAGUGACCAGCUUACCAGGUGUUGGGCCUGUUAUGGGCAGAAAACUGGCUGCUAUGGGUGUGAGGUCAUGUGGGGACCUCCAACAGGUAUCUCUGUCUCAGCUGCAAAAGAAGUUUGGACCCCGGACCGGACAGACCCUGUUCCGCUUUUGCAGGGGGCUAGACGACCGACCUGUCCGCUACGAGAAGGAAAGGAAGUCCGUCUCAGCUGAGAUGAACUACAACAUUCGAUUUGCCACGGUGGAUGAGGCAGAGUCUUUCAUGACUAACUUGUCCAUGGAGGUCCAAAAACGUUUACAAGAAGCAGGGCUGCGGGGACGCAGAGUUACCCUUAAGGUCAUGGUUCGCAAGGUUGGAGCGCCGCUCGAAUCGGCUAAAUACGGCGGUCAUGGCAUAUGUGAUAGCUUAGCCAGGACUGUGAUGCUCGCUCAAUCCACUGACAGUGGUCAGCUGAUAGCCGCUGCAGUCAUCAAGCUGUUUCACGCCAUGAAGUUGCAGAUUCUGGACAUGAGAGGAGUUGGCAUCCAGGUUCAGCUUCUUGAGGGACAUCACUCUGUCCCCCAGGACUCUUCGGGCCCCAGGACACGCUCCAUCAAAGAAAUGUUGCUAUGCCAGGGAAGUGCGAGAUCCAGUCACAAAGGUUUGUGUAAAGUCUUUGUGUUUCAGUUUAUAUAUUGGUUGUUGUCUGUGAAAUCAAUUGAGCUCAGAAUCAAUAUUACAGAUGCUGCUGACAACACACAUCAGGAAAGGACUUCCUCAACCACAGGCCCAUCAUCUCACUCCUCUCCAGGUCCUCUGUCCUCUCCCGAGCCAGUCCCAGGGACGAGCAGAGACCAGCAGGCAUGCAGACAAACUCCAAAACAUUCUCGAGCCCGUCUCAACUUUAGUAUUGAGGUCCCCUCCCCUUCACAGGUGGAUCAUUCAGUGUUGGCGGCGUUGCCUGCAGAUCUGAGAGAACAAGUGGAACAGUCGUGGACUAAUUGGGAUGGGAGAGCAAGUAACCAUCGGUCACCCAGUCCACGGCCCUCUGCUCCUCCUCCACAGCCUCCAUCUCUAAAGUCUCAUCCUACUUCCCCACUUUGUCCUCCAGUCUCUGGUCCUGCACUCUACACUCCACCUAUUGGCACAUUGCUCCUACAGAUUCCAAACCAGCCAGACAGUCCGGGAAUUGUACUGGAACUACCAAACUUCUCACAGGUUGAUCCGGACGUAUUUGCUGCCCUUCCCAAAGAGCUCCAGGAUGAACUUAAGUCUGCCUACAACCGCGUAACAAAUGUCCAGCCCCAGGCAAAAAUAUCAGUGGAGCAGAAUAAUCCACUGUUGCAGCUAAAACAGUCAGGACUUGGAGUCGGCAUUGGUCGGGUGAAGCGGCGCUACAAGAGAAAAAAUGCUGUGAGCCCUGUUAAAAAAGGUCUUUCCCCUCUAAAAAGGCAUCACACAACCAACAGCCCAGCCAAAACCCUACCACAUUCUAUAAAAGCACGGGAAACAGUAAAUGUAGUAAAGACUGAAAACUGUCCCUCUACAUCGACCUCAAAACAAGACAUCCCAGAGUCUCUGUCCAAAUUCAUUCCUCGCCCUUCUCCAGUGUUGGCAGGAGCCUAUGACCUAACGGACAUUAAAACACUCCUACGGGAAUGGGUCACUACCAUAACAGAACCCAUGGAGGAGGACAUCCUGCAGGUGGUAAAAUACUGCACUGAUCUGAUUGAGGAUAAAGAUCUGGAGAAGUUGGAUUUGAUUAUAAAAUAUAUGAAAAGGCUCAUGCAGCAGUCGGUAGAGUCUGUUUGGAGUAUGGCUUUCGACUUCAUCCUAGACAACGUGCAGGUGGUUGUGCAGCAGGCUUAUGGUAGCACCCUGAAAGUAGUAUGAAGAAGGAGGGGCUACUAUUAUCUCUGUGUGUUACCAUUACACCAAGACUUUUGAUUUUGCUACUUUCACAGGGUCAUCCGCAAUACGAAUUAUGACGUCUAAAUUAGGGUUAGUUAGUGUUACAAGAGCCAUGACAGUAUUUAAUGAGAUUUUGUACAGUUCAUUAUUUUUUGUACAAAGUGAAACUGAGACAAACUGAAAGGCAGAAAUGUCCUUAGAAUCUACUCACCAAAACUCAGAACGAUGAUAAGCGUAGCAGCUUUUUUUAAAUAUCAUUUUUCAAAUGGAGUUCUUUUCUAAAUAAACAUAUGUGAAAUUUUAUACAAAUUAAAACAUUUUGCAGGCAGUGCUUAACUAUUUGUAAUACAAGCCAGGCCUUAUAAGAUUUUUAAUUUUCUCCUGAUGCGCGUUUUUCAUCUGAAAUAGCAGUUAACGUCUCCUAUGUGUUCUUAAGGUUUAAAAUACGCAGGCACGUGUUGAGAUUUUUUUUUCUCCAUGUAUGCAGUUAAAUCAGUCUCGGUUUAAAAUAAUGACAACACAUCCAUAAUGUAUAAACGUAAAGCACCUUUUGGAGAUUUUGGUAUCAGUUAGACUUGUAGCACACCUCAGACAUUUGACAGCCAGACUUAUGAUAAUAUCAGAAAUGGUAGGAUUAAAAUGCCUUGUUUUUCAUCAGUGUUUCUUUGGUGCUCCAUGCCACUUGUACUGACGUGAACUCUCUACUAAUGCUGUCACAAAAAAAA
Molecule: messenger RNA, 5349 nt
Organism: Etheostoma cragini (Arkansas darter)
Lineage: Eukaryota; Metazoa; Chordata; Actinopteri; Perciformes; Percidae
Gene: rev1
Product: REV1 DNA directed polymerase
Exons: 21
Coding region: 311-4606 (1431 amino acids)
Biological process (GO): error-prone translesion synthesis; error-free translesion synthesis
Cellular component (GO): nucleus
Molecular function (GO): damaged DNA binding; DNA-directed DNA polymerase activity; deoxycytidyl transferase activity
Source: RefSeq, a predicted model, not a curated record